Phaeoacremonium minimum UCRPA7 is the source of this 873-nucleotide messenger RNA. Its product is annotated as putative inorganic pyrophosphatase protein. Gene Ontology annotation, cellular component: cytoplasm; nucleus. The transcript is spliced from 5 exons. Bases 1 to 873 code for a protein of 290 amino acids. NCBI's taxonomy places the organism in Eukaryota, Fungi, Ascomycota, Sordariomycetes, Togniniales, Togniniaceae. The record is from RefSeq and is a predicted model, not a curated record. Gene Ontology annotation, molecular function: magnesium ion binding; inorganic diphosphate phosphatase activity. Gene Ontology annotation, biological process: phosphate-containing compound metabolic process.
AUGGCCUCUCCCUACGGCGUCCGCAAGGUGGCGGCUGCCAACACCCUCGAGCACCGUGUCUACAUCGAGAAGGAUGGCGUUCCCGUCUCGCCUUUCCACGACAUCCCCCUGUUCGCCAACCCCGAGCAGACCGUCCUCAACAUGAUUGUCGAGAUUCCUCGCUGGACCAACGCCAAGCUCGAGAUCUCCAAGGACGAGCUCCUCAACCCUAUCAAGCAGGACAUCAAGAAGGGCAAGCUUCGAUAUGUUCGCAACUGCUUCCCCCACAAGGGCUACCUGUGGAACUACGGUGCCUUCCCCCAGACCUGGGAAGACCCCAACGUCGUCCACCCCGAGACCAAGGCCAAGGGCGACAACGACCCGCUCGACGUCUGCGAGAUCGGCGAGCUGGUUGGCUACACCGGCCAGGUCAAGCAGGUCAAGGUUCUGGGCGUCAUGGCCCUCCUCGACGAGGAGGAGACCGACUGGAAGGUCAUUGUCAUUGACGUGAACGACCCGCUGGCCCCCAAGCUCAACGACGUCGAGGACGUCGAGCGCCACCUGCCUGGCCUGCUCCGUGCCACCAACGAGUGGUUCCGUAUCUACAAGAUCCCCGACGGCAAGCCCGAGAACCAGUUCGCCUUCACUGGCGAGUGCAAGAACAAGACAUAUGCUAUGGACGUCGUCCGUGAGUGCGCCGAGGCCUGGGAGAAGCUCAUCACCGGCAAGACCCAGCCUGGCAACAUCUCCACUACCAACCUGACUGUCGCCCACUCUACUAGCCGUGUUGCUCCCGAGCAGCUGCCGCCUCUGCCUCCCCACGAGGAGGUGCCGCCUGGCAAGAUCGACGCCUCCAUAGACAAGUGGUUCUUCAUCAGCGGAGCCUCCGCAUGA